Messenger RNA from Magnusiomyces paraingens, 1368 nucleotides. RefSeq lists its product as uncharacterized. Bases 1 to 1368 code for a protein of 455 amino acids. The transcript has a single exon. Lineage: Eukaryota; Fungi; Ascomycota; Dipodascomycetes; Dipodascales; Dipodascaceae. The record is from RefSeq and is a predicted model, not a curated record.
AUGAAAUUCUCUAAGGCUACUGUCCUUCUUUUUGCUUCUUACGCCCUUUCAGCUCCCAUUGCUAGUCCUGAGGCUAAGCCUUGUUCCACCUGCUCUUCAGGUUCUUCAGGCUCUUCCGGUUCUACAGUCUACCCCGUCGUUAUUGGCACUAUUGGCACCACUAGUGGAACAAGCGGUGGCACCACCUCCAACUGCGGCUCCAGUGGAACUGGUAGCUGCGGUACUGCAGUUGUUUCGGGUACUGGCUCCUCUGGCUCUGGUUCCGGGUCUGGCACCUCAGGAACUGGAUCCACUGGCGGUACUACUACUAUAGUCACCAGCGGUGGUUCUGGCGGCUCUGGCGGCUCUGGCGGCUCUGGUGGUUCCAGCGGUUCCAGCGGUUCCAGCGGUUCCAGCGGUUCCAGCGGUUCCAGUGGCACCUCAGGUACUUCUGGGUCUGGCACUUCGGGUACUUCUGGAUCUUCUGGAUCUGGCACUUCUGGAUCUGGCACUUCUGGUUCUGGUACUUCCACAACCAACAAUGGCUCUACUGAAUCCUCCGGUACCUCUGGUUCAUCUGGCACUGGUUCAUCUGGCACUGGUUCAACUGGUAGCGCCGGUACAACUGGUACUGGAACUACUGGCUCCACUGGUGGAACCGGCACCACCGGUAACGAGGCUACCACCACAACCUCUGGCGGUACUACCACUACUACCACUACCACUGGAAAUGGCGGCACUACCGUGACUACCAGCGGUGGCAACGGUACUGGUGGCACCACCACUACCACGACCAACGGCGGGACUACCUCCAACAACACGGUCAACAACUCCAAUACCUCCAAUAACACUUCCAACAAUACUAACACCAACAACAACACCAACAACAAUACCAAUAACAAUACCAACGACAAUACCAACAACAACACCAACCAAAACACUAACCAAAACACCAACGACAAUACCAACUCCAACUACGCUGAAAACUUCAACACAAACUUCAAUACAGCCCAGUUCUAUGUUCUUUCCAGCGGCCUCAUUUCUUCUGAAUAUGUGUCCGGGUGCAUCCCAUUCACUUACACCCUUAGCGGCAACAACCUUGUUGCUUCAAGCCCCAGUAUUUCAAACGGUUACGUCACCGUUAACAACAAUGGUGCUCUUGAAGUUGUUUCUGGUUCUGGUUCUGGCUCCUCUGGUUCUUCAGGAACCACAAACUGGUACGGCGUUGACACCGGAUACUACCUCCCAUCUACAAGCAGCAGUGCUACCCUUAUUUCUUGCCCUAGUGGCAGUUCUGGUAGCGGUGGUGUUAUUUACUACAACGCUUCUUGCUCCAACGGUCAAGUGGCCGCCAUUGGCAGCAGCGGUAGCUGCGGUCUUGCCAAGUAA